Trichophyton rubrum CBS 118892 is the source of this 297-nucleotide messenger RNA. RefSeq lists its product as uncharacterized. The transcript is spliced from 2 exons. NCBI's taxonomy places the organism in Eukaryota, Fungi, Ascomycota, Eurotiomycetes, Onygenales, Arthrodermataceae. The record is from RefSeq and is a predicted model, not a curated record. Bases 1 to 297 code for a protein of 98 amino acids.
AUGUCUGGCUUCAAGCGCCGCCUGCAGCCUGCUACGGGCCUUGCCGAGAGCAGAUACUUGCCCUACUAUCCCGCGAUGAUAGAUGUCAGCAGUGCUACCCAGCGCGUGGCUGACCCGGCGCUGCUCCAGAUGCAGCCCGAGGAGACUCUCCAGCCACUGAUCAACAGUAUCCCAGAGGAGCUUGUGGGCCGGUUUGACCCCGUGUAUGUCGAGCACUACAACCGCCAUAACGCGGGCCGGCUUCAUACCCACCAGAUCCCCAUCGAGGAGUUCCGCCAAGAACCCGGCAGUAUGUGA